This is a messenger RNA of Eurytemora carolleeae, 2828 nucleotides long. RefSeq names its product Sjoegren syndrome nuclear autoantigen 1. The transcript has 8 exons. The record is from RefSeq and is a predicted model, not a curated record. Bases 1316 to 1777 code for a protein of 153 amino acids. Lineage: Eukaryota; Metazoa; Arthropoda; Copepoda; Calanoida; Temoridae. Gene Ontology annotation, cellular component: ciliary basal body; centrosome.
AGAGGUCAGAGAACAGAAUAGGUAAAUACUUCUAUACACUCACUAAUAGAGUAGAGGUCAGAGAACAGAAUAGGUAAAUACUUGUAUACACUCCCUAAUAGAGUAGAGGUCAGAGAACAGAAUAGGUUGCUCAAUGAAAUGGAUGAUGGUUUUGAUUCAACGGCUUCCUUGUUUACAAACACCAUUGGGAAACUUUCCAGACUAGUAAAGAACCGGCCCCGGCAGUAUAUCUACUAUCUUCUACUCUUCUGCCUCUUCGUCUUCCUUGUUCUCUGGUUCUAUAUCAGAUAGAACAUCGGGGACAUAGGAUACUGAGGAUUUAAGAAAAUUUAUGGACAUAAAAUUCGAAAAACGCUCUUCAACGGACUAAAGAAAUUAGGAAACGAGAGAAAGAAAUCGAAUUUUAAAUAAUUUUGUUCUCUUUAUUUUGUAAAGCUAAAUUCAUUUUCAUUAUUUCCAUUUAACUUUCUAAAGAAAAAAAAUAUUUAUAUUGCCUUUAAUCAAUCUGAUUCUCUUAAAACUCAUCAAAUAAUGUUUUUGUCCCGACACUGCUGUCACAAGAUAUGGUCCGUAGCUUUCAAUAAUUUUUUUUAAAACAAAUUUUGUCAAUUUCCAUAAUUUUAAACAUAAUUUAUCAUUUUUAAAUUUUGAAGAUUUUACUAUAAAUAUAUUUAUUUUUAGUUUUCUUUAGUUAAAAUACAUUCAUAGCUAUUGAUUCUGUUAGCAAUUAAGUUAUAAAAAUGUUGUUUAAAAAUUAAGAACCAGAGCUAAGAUGGAGUUGAACUACGUAGCUUAAUUUGUGAAACAUCUGAUUUCUGAUCAUUAAUCUGUUAUUGGUGCAAUCUCUAAAUUUUGACCAAUGUAGGAGUAGGGGGUUGAAUAAGGCUAUGAAGUUAAUCUGACGACUAAACACGAGAUAAACUCAUCUAGUCCAUUUUAAAGUUUUUAGCUCAGCUCCGGUUUGAUGUUUACUGUGAUAAAUUUAAACUGAAACUGUUUCGGAUUUAGUAAAAUGUAUAUUUAUUGUAAUUUCUGAGUACUGAUACAUGUACUGCUUUGUAAGGCAAAACUUAGUACAGUAGUACAAUACAAGUGGUACAUAAAACUCAAGUGCAAUUAUUCUGAUAGUGUUCAAUACAUUGUACAUGGAACUGCAUUGCACUGAAAUUGCCAAUAUGAUUGUGAAAUUUUAUGUGAUACUUUAACAUAAUUAGCUGUCAAAAUGUAAAAUAAAUCCAGUGUGAAAAGUCAACAUGAAAUUGUAUUACAAGCUAAAUUUUUGGAUUAUGGUCUACUUUUGUAUAACUAGUUCUAAAUGAGAAUGCCGCAAUUGUUUUUAAAAUUUUCACAAGUUGCUACAAUUUCAGAUAAAAUGGCGCGGCAAGGCGCAGCUCUGCAAAAUUAUAAUAAUGAGCUGGUCAAAUCGUUGGAAGAACUUUGUCAGAGGAGGCACAAUCUUCAGAACCUAAUAGAUGUGGAAGAGGCAGAAAAGCGGAAACUAGAGGAAGAAAAAAGAAGAAUAGAUGAAAGAUUACAGGUUGUGACUACUGGUUUAGAGCAAAAACUAGGAACUAAAGCAGAAUAUGACCGAGUCAUUGGAGAGGCAGAAGGAGCAUACAUGAAAAUCCUCGAGUCUAGCCAGAUUUUAUUGAAUGCUGUGAAAUUACGGAGUGAUGAUCUGAAAACCUCUGGGAGCAGGAACAAUCUUAAGGUUUCCUCGACAACUCCUGACUCUGGGUACCAUCAGAGCUCAAACCAACCAGACUCGAGACCCUGAGAACCAAAUCCGUUCUUCUAUUAGUAUUCCGUCCACAUUUAUGCAGACAAUUGAGAAGGAAACACCUUGUUUGCUAUUGUUUAUUUUCUCAUCAACUGACACAGAUUUAUUAUUUACGUUUUGCAAUCCUACUUUCUGAGAUAUUAAGAAGAGUUGUAACAAUGCGAAGAACACGAAAUUUUACUUUCUGAUCUCAUCUGACAUUUUUUGUUUUGUUAUACGCACAUUUUAAAAGGACCUGAUUUAGCUAUGAUAUAAUUAUGCAACAUAAAAAUUAUUUUGAGAUAUUUGCUUUCAAUAUUUGUGAAAAGCAUUUUUCUUAAAAUUUGUAGAAAUUUUAUCUUUAAACAAAAAUAAUUUAUUAUUAUUUAUUAAAAAGUACAUCUGUGUAUUUAAUCGACCAUUUUAUCAAAUAUUUGAACGUUUUACAGUAGUACCUUUAAUAUAUAUAUAACAAUAUUGUUAAACGCUUAUGGGUAUUGCUAACCCUGCAAUCUAAAAAUAAAUACAGUGCAAAUCAUAAGACUGUGCAGAGUUCACAGACGAAUUAAGUUGAUUAUUAAUCUACUGGUAUAUUAUUUGCUCUAUUACAAAAUCAAAUACACGAAAAUUACUUAAAGGUCGUUCUCCUGUUCUGUUAUAAAUUUAUGUAUAUUAUUGUACGAAGAAUUGUUGGGACGGGUGGUUACUUGUGAGCAAUUAACGUUACGGGGUGGGCACUGGUCUUAAAAGUCAUAAUUUGAUAAAUUAACUGCUUUUUAUGAUAUGAAGAAUAGCGGCCAAUUUUAAUUAACGUAAUUACGAACUCCUUUAAGUUUCAUUAGUUUAAAGAUAAUAUUUCUUAUUAAUUUUCAGAAAGAAUGCAGUAGACAGUUUUAGUCCCACAGCUGUGAUAAUUAGUGAUGUCGUUUUCGGUUUGGUUUGGUUUGCUUGGAGUUGUUUGGUUUGGUUUGGUUGGCAGCGUGUUACCCGCCAAAUUUUGGCACAUUACCGACCUACAUCUCGACUAUGGAUAUUCUACUCAAGGAGAUGCUGCUAAAAUGUGCCACAA